Molecule: messenger RNA, 1899 nt
Organism: Adineta ricciae
Lineage: Eukaryota; Metazoa; Rotifera; Eurotatoria; Adinetida; Adinetidae
Source: the annotation of a GenBank genome assembly
AUGAAUGAAAAAUUGUAUACUUUAAUCACUGAAAAUGAUCCGUCCAAUGAACUCGAUAUAUAUCUGAAAUCAUUGCCCAAUAUUAAACAGAUCCUUGAGACAGUAUACCAAGUGAACAAUGAACAUAUUAGUUUAUUAAUGUUGGCUGCUUGCCAUGGGCACGAUGCAGUCGUACAAACAAUACUUUCGCACGCAACUGACAUGGAAAGAGUAGUGGAACUUUCUGGAAGAGUAAGUAACUCGAACGAAGCUUUGAUUUUGUUUGCCACCGCAUUAUGGUGUGCGUGUGAUCGACGUCAUUAUACCGUAGCUCGUACAUUGAUUGAAGUAGCAAAAGCAAGAAUAGACAAUGGUCCUAAUGAUUCGAUAUUAUUCGACGCUGUGAUAGAACAACGUCUGGAUACAGUUCAAUUCUUGGUGGAAAACGAGUUUAUUCACAUCGAUAGAACGCGACAGACAAAUAUUCCUUAUCACAAUAGUCUCACAAUAUCGGCCACUUUAGGUCGAACAGAUAUCGUUGCAUAUCUUGUUGGUAAAGGUGCGAACAUCGAUUUAAUCAAUGAGUUCGACCAUCAAACAGCUCUGCAGUAUGCCGCUUCCUUUGGAAAUUUCGAUGUGGUAAAGUUAUUGUGUACAGCUGGUGCUUCGACAAAUGUGAAAAACCGCCAACAAGAUACACCGCUACGAUUAGCGUACAAUAAGACAGAUUUCGAAAUAGUUGAUUAUCUGUUUGACUUGACUGAUGAAAAACUGACGUUCGAAGAACUUGAAUUAAUGAUAUGUUUAUAUUUUCCACCGAUAACACAGUUAAUCAGAGACCAAGCUUUGUUUUCGAUUUUGGUUCGUCUACUGAAAAGAGUAUUGCAGAUGAGAAAGGAGAAAAGGUGUUUGAAAUCAGCUGGAAAACCGAUCAUUGCUUACAAUUAUCAACAAGAAUGUCAAACUAUCGAAGAAUUUGACGAAAUUCAACAUGAUUAUGACCGUGUCUAUAUUGAAGUAUUGCUAAUACAAGAGCGUAUUUUGACACCGAUGAGAAAGAGAUCUGUAUACAGGUCUUUAUCUAGUUAUGGAAAUCAUUUGGUAAAACGCGGUGAUUUCGAGUUUUGUCUUCACUUAUGGGAACAUACAUUUUACUUAUAUCAAAGUAUGGGUUAUGAAACAAGUCUUCCUUGUUUUCUAUGGGCCUUUUGUGAAAUGAUUACACAACGUGUACCUAUUCCUUCAGAACUAUUUUUAAGAAUUUGUCGUCUGACAUUAGAACCAUCACAGCAAACUAAAAAUGAUUCAUGCGUUAAAAACGCGGUCUACUUUGUUGCACUCGCCAGUCAGGUUCUUGAACAACCCAAUUUAACUAAAAUGGAACGCCAGUUGAUUAUGCAAUGGGUCAAUAGAAUUUGUCGAUGCCAACGUACAACAACGCAGGAAGAAACGUUGCUUCAUUUGUGUGUCAAUAGGCAAACUUAUUUCGAUAUUUCGUACCGACCAUAUACAAUUAGACAGGUUCUCAAAUUCCCAAGUUUGAAAACAGUUCAACUUCUUAUCGCCAGUGGCACACAGUACAUCGAUCUGAAUGCGGUUGAAAAAGUUAAUGGUAACACAGCUCUUCAUAUUGUUUCUCAAAGCGAUUCAGAUGAGACUAUACCAAUUGCCAAAUUUCUGAUCGGUGCUGGUGCACAUAUCGAUUGUCUGAACAAACGUAACGAAACACCAUUUGAUUGUGCUACGACCUUCGAAAUGAAAUGGUUUCUGCAAAGUCAAGGAGUACCACUUCGACUGAAAUGUAUUUGUGCACGACAUCUUGCAAAUAAUCAGCAAUUGAACUAUUUGUUCAGAUGGCCUCUGAGAACACCAUUAAACACUUUCAUCUAUUUGCAUGGUGGUAUAGCCAGAGACACUUAA